UCCUCUCUCAUCUGGAUCUGACAGAACAAUUGUUUUGGUGUUUUUAUGUUUACAGAUGAACAUCAAACUGUUGACAAAUAACAAUUUAAUAUUAUUUGUAAUUUUUUAAUUAAACAUGACAAGUUUAACUCAUGUUCAACGAGUUAGAAUACUCUACAAAACAAUAUUAAAACUUCAUCGAGGAUUGCCAAUUGAAAUGCAACCACUAGGAAAUGAUUAUUUACGUGAUGAAUUUAAGAGACAUAAAAGUUGCAAUCCAGCUGAAGCACAUGUUUUCAUGAAUGAAUGGGCGAAUUAUGCAUUAUCAUUGGCUGAACAACUUGGUUUACGUGGACCUAUUAAUGCCAAAAAACUUGGCAAACCUCUUCAAGAAGAGUAUUUACAAAAUAUGAAAGACGAACAAAUUCAUCAACUUUAUGAACUUAUGCUGGCUGCUAAUGGAAUAGAAGACGAUAAAAAAUUAAAUAAUAAUUCAUAA
Molecule: messenger RNA, 478 nt
Organism: Aphidius gifuensis
Lineage: Eukaryota; Metazoa; Arthropoda; Insecta; Hymenoptera; Braconidae
Gene: Sdhaf3
Product: succinate dehydrogenase assembly factor 3, mitochondrial
Exons: 2
Coding region: 116-478 (120 amino acids)
Biological process (GO): succinate metabolic process; mitochondrial respiratory chain complex II assembly
Cellular component (GO): mitochondrial intermembrane space; mitochondrion
Source: RefSeq, a predicted model, not a curated record